Xiphophorus couchianus (Monterrey platyfish) is the source of this 3943-nucleotide messenger RNA. It is a transcript of the gene mfap3l, whose product is annotated as microfibril associated protein 3 like. The transcript is spliced from 3 exons. NCBI's taxonomy places the organism in Eukaryota, Metazoa, Chordata, Actinopteri, Cyprinodontiformes, Poeciliidae. The record is from RefSeq and is a predicted model, not a curated record. Bases 1785 to 3083 code for a protein of 432 amino acids.
UUCAUAACCAGAGCAUUUUUAUCUUAGCUAUUGACCGCUCUCUUACGACUUGAUCCUUGGUAUACUAGGCUGGUUUCUUGACUUGUCACAGCUUCCAGGCUGUCUCUUACCACAUCUGGGCUACAAGGUAACAGCCUGGAUUAUAUUGACUUAAAUGUGCCUUAUUUCCCUGCUGUCAUUUCUGCUACCCAGACACACAGCGAUCCACUUUCAGAGCCUGUUCAUCAUGCAGCCUUUCAGUUUGAAGGGCUUUUAACCACAGUCCAUUUGCCAGCUGCAGUUGCAAUAAGUCAUGUACAUGCAGCCAUAGGCAGAACAGGGUGAGUGCUCCACCACAGGAUUAAAUGCCCUCGUGUCAAUACUGUUUAUUGUCUUUGUACUACAUUUUCUUGGGUAAUCCAUACACAUACCCCACUUAAUUCAUGCAGUGGCUAUAAUAUGUAUCCAUCCAGUCUAAGAUCAGGCCACAAGCCCUGGAUGGAAACCCUGACAUUAUACUUAAAAACAAACGAGUUACAAAAAAGCUUGACGUUUAUUUCUCACUACAACCAGUAAAUAUACUGUUGGAAAAUUUGUUCAUCUACCCUUCAAUGGUGCUGCUUUAUGGAAGUAGCAGGCUGUGCCCAUAAAAACAAUUCCUCAUGUUAUAACACAGAGAAAAUUUGUUUAUGUUAAACAAAUCGCAUUGAUAACCAUCAUGUUGUUAGACAUGGCACUGAUGGUGAAACCAAAACACUUUCCACUGACACAUUUGCUAUUUUGACCGUUUUUAUAGGUAAUAUUGAUACCAAAUGUAUAUAUUACUUCAAACUAGACAAUGUGGUGGUUACUGUGCCUUUAAAAUCUGAUACUAAAAGGUUAUUUCUAGUGUUCAAUAUAUAUUCAAUAUCCAAGUAUAGGUCUCUGUUGAACCCCAUGGGGUAUUUCCUCUAUAAAAUAGCCAUGAUCUCCACAAAUAAACCAGUUAGUUGAUGAAUCAGCUGCAUUUUCUAGUCCAUAAAAUGAUGAAAGUAAUUCUAAGCUACCAAAAAAAAUUGCAUUUCUUCCUUUAAAAUCUACAUAUGAGCUUUCAUGUUUGACUAAGGGAAUUUUAGGAGAAAAAAAACAAACAAUGCAGGAUCUGUACUUUUAGUGCAGAUAUUUAGUUACCAGAGAGAAUGAUGUCUGGGUAAAAAGCCCAACAGCUAGCCCUGUUUUGGCUCAAGAAGCCAUCACCAAAGGCAGCUUUAGCAGGUGAUUUGUCUACCUAUGAUAGUGAAGGUAUUUUAUCAUUUAUUGUUAUUGAGAGUUUUUUAUUUGUGAUAAGAUGUGAUUCGUUGUGUUGUGGAUAUAAACAGUGUUGUAAGGAUUGUUUUUUUUUUUUAGGUUUUUCCCAUCCUGCAGUAGUGGCUAAGAAUUUGGGGCAGUGGGUAGUGGCAAUCUGUAUUUCGGUUUAUUUUUCUUCUACUUUAUGAUUUUCAUCCUGUUUUAAGUGUGAUUAUAAAUGUUAGUACCCGGUAGCGACAGCAGUUCCCGUCAGUGCAACCCGAGCAGGCAGCCGGGGCUCUGCGCCCUCCCUCCCCCUCUCACCGCUCCGGUUCCGCAGCAGCAGGCAUCGGCAGGAAGGAGGAUGGAGAUCCCGGAGCAGGAAUAACUCCCUGUCAUACCAUCUACUGGGAGGCUCUCAACCAAACACUGGGGCACAAAUGGCACUCAGACCAUGAUGUAAGUAAAAAAAAAACAAGGCUGUGCGGAAAUUGCGGCUGUUUUAUCGGCGACCGUCGAUGUGAGAUGUUUCACAUCACAUGGCUGGAUACCAAACUGCCUUCCUCUAUCAAGAGAUAGCCAGCCGGCAGGAUGGAGCCCCAGGAGGAAUGACACGAUAUCUUCCCCCCUUGGGUGUCGCACAACAGUCCAAAAAAAUGCACUGGACCGGCGGAUCCGUCUUCGUAGUCCUGGCGUGUCUUAUCGCCUCCCGCUCUGCCGGGGCGUUAUCGGUGGACACGGAUGGGAACCGUACAGAGAACAACAACGUGACAGACGGCAGCGGCUUCGUUCCAGUUGUGUUCACUAAAGUGAGCCAGAUAAUUGCCAGGGAGGGGAGCUCUGCGCUGAUUGAUUGCAACGUCACCGGAGACCCGUUCCCCAGCGUCGAGUGGUUCAACUCCCACGGAGAGCGCCUGGACACGCAGGCUAGUGGAGGGAAGUGGUGGCUGCUGGACACCGGAGUCCUCAACAUCACCAGCAUUGAGUUCUCAGACCGAGGCAAGUAUACGUGCAUGUCCACCAACGUCCAUGGCACCGCCAAUGGCACGGUGACCCUGCGCGUGGUCUUCACCAAUGGCGACAUGGGCGUGUACUACAUGGUGGUGUGUCUGGUCACCUUCACCAUCAUUAUGAUCCUGAACGUCACACGCCUCUGCAUGAUGAGCAGCCACCUGAAGAAGACAGAGAAGGCCAUCAACGAGUUCUUCCGCACCGAGGGCGCCGAGAAACUGCAGAAGGCCUUCGAGAUCGCCAAGCGGAUCCCCAUCAUCACCUCGGCCAAGACGCUGGAGCUGGCCAAGGUCACCCAGUUCAAGACCAUGGAGUUCGCCCGCUACAUCGAGGAGUUGGCCCGCAGCAUCCCGCUGCCGCCGCUCAUCAUGAAUUGCCGCACCUUCAUGGAGGAGAUCCUGGAGGUGGUGGGGGUGGAGGAGAUGAGGCACACCUUCAUCCGGCACGCCCCCGAGUGGCGGCGCGACGCGUAUGGCUGGAUCCCCUCCAUCGGCGUGCGGGACGUCUUCACCAUCCUGCAGGUGAGGGACAGAGAGCGCAGCGAGUCGCCGGCCGCCGACUCGGACAACUCGUCCGUUCACGAGCAGCCGCAGCAGAUCGCCAUCCAGGCAUCCGUGCACCCUCCGCUCGACAACGGGGACUGCUGCGUGUACGAGGCGUCGCCGCCGUCGCUCUCCCCCUGCCCCUCGCCGUCCCCGCCGUGCUCCCCUCUGCCUCUGGAGGAGCAACAGGUGGCGCAAGAAGAGGAGAUCGGCAGCCAGGCAGCGGCCGAACAGAUAGUCAGCGAGACCCCCCCCUGCCAGGUGUUUUACGAAAGCCAUGUUUGAUUGGACUACGAGGGGCGCGCUGACAUCCUGCUAUGCAUCUCACACUGUAUGAAACAAUCACCUGUUUAUUCAUCUCUAUCUCUGAAGUUCCUGACACAUUUCAUCCAAUCAGAGGCUCUUUAAGCACUCUUCACUCUGGAUUUUCAUGCUUGAAUGUACGUGAGAGGAGGUAGUAAUAUUAAUAAUGUAAUAAGCAGAGGAUUGUAUGAGGAGCUGUCUUGUUAUUUAAAGAGGAGACAGGGGGAUUUGCUUCAGUUUGUAGUUUCUUACAAUGUUCGAAUUUUUAAUUUUCCUCACCCACCUCCAGGCGUUACCACGGCGCUCUGCUUAACUGCAUGCUGGACUGAUGAAGCUAAAAGGGUAGCCUGACUGGAACAUGCUUUAAGGCCAGGUGGACCUGUGAAUAUACGGAGUCCUGAUUAAAGACACACCUCUGAGUGGAGUUUGUUUUCUUUCAGAUAAUUUUAAUUAUAGAGUAUUAUUCCUGACUGUGCUGUGGUUUGAUUCCUCCAGUCUGUCUAGUUUAGGCAGGUUGGACUUUAAACUCUCCUCUCAUUCAGUGUUUUUGGUUUAUAAUCCACCUCCCUGUCUAAUCUUAGCAUUAUCUUUCGUCUGCAGAGGCUUUUCUGUAAACUUGCAUGUUAAAGUGGACAGUUGAGAUGUCCGACAUCUUGUUCUGGGACUCCUUGUGUUUUCUUCCGUCGCUUGGGCUGAAGCUCCAGUCUGUGGCCGAGACGAGCUGCACGCUGUUCUGCUUUCACCAGUGCUCUACAGAUGCCUCUUUUUUUCUUCUUCUUUUGUAGUGGAAUAAAAUAAGAGUGCUGUGCUUUAAGAUAAAAUAAAAAGCAAGGCUGUGUGAA